GUGAACAUGUUUCUCACAUGUUGUUCUGCAUACUAUGAACUCCGGAAGAUCAGCUCCAUUCGUCAUACUCUGUUCAUCUCAACCCCCGAAAUUCUCGGCUGCUCAUUCUUUCAGUCUAGACUACUGCAACUCUCUUCUUGCUGGCUGUCCACGGUCCCUCAUUGAUUAGCUUCAGAAAGUUCACAACUCGCGAUCAGCUGCUCGCCUAGUUUACCGGACUCGCAAGUGUAAACACACCACUUCUUCGCUGUCUUCAUUGGCUGCCGGCUAGAAUAGACUACAAACUCUCAACUCUAUGCUAUGGAUUCUUUGAAGGCUCCUCCCCGCUCUUCGCCACUUUAAUCUUGUCCGUCCACACGUACUCCUGUCCCAAGCCUUCACUCAUCAGACUCGUCCCUCCCCCUAUUAUUCCCCCUUUCGCUCUUUUAAUUAGAAAAGCUGAAAGCGAGAGAUCACAUGACUGGUCAUGUGGUCAGAACAUAGGGACGACGUUUGUGUUCAGCAUUAGGUCCACAAAUCCUCGCCUUCAACUCGACGUGAAUGAACUCUCAGUAAAUUAAGUGUAUGCUUAAGCAUGAUGUUUCUUGUGUGGAUGAGUCUGUACAGCUUUUGCCUGUUGGUGUCGUCUACAUCUGAACAAGGGAUCAGAAAAUCAGCCUCGAAAAACGUUCUUGUGCUUGUGGGUGAUGAUGCUGGUUUUGAAACUCAGGUGUAUAACAACACCAUCUGUCGAACACCAAACCUGAAUGAACUAGCACAUCGAAGCUUAAUCUUUAGAAAUGCAUUUACGUCUGUCAGCAGCUGUUCACCUAGCAGAUCUGCCAUUCUGUCUGGACUGCCUCAGCAUCAGAAUGGCAUGUAUGGGCUACACCAGGGAGUUCAUCACUUCAAUUCCUUUGAUGGUGUGCAGACUUUGCCUCUCAUUCUUCAUAAGAACAACAUUCGCACUGGUGCUUUCUUGCUCUUCUUUCUGAAGGAUUAUUGGAAGAAGCACGUGGGGCCAGAUUAUGUCUACCCAUUUGACUUCGAAGAGACUGAGGACCAGCACCCAAUUCUUCAGGUGGGACGCAACAUCACCUUCAUGCGUCUGCUUGCACGCCAGUUUCUUCAGAACAACUCUGAUGUCAGACCAUUCUUUUUAUACAUUGGGUUUCAUGACCCACACCGUUGUGGCAGUGUCACACCUCAGUAUGGAGAGUUUUGUGAAAAGUUUGGUAAUGGAGAGCCAGGAAUGGGCACUAUACCAGACUGGAAACCUGUGAUCUAUGACCCCAGUAAGGUUGUGGUGCCCUACUUUGUGCAGGAUACACCAGCUGCACGUGAGGACAUUGCAGCACAGUACACAACUAUUAGUCGACUUGACCAAGGUGUUGGUGUCAUCCUGGAGGAACUGAAGAUGGCUGGACACCUAAAUGACACUUUGGUUAUUUUUACCUCUGACAAUGGCAUUCCUUUCCCAAAUGGUCGCACAAACCUUUUUGAUCCUGGUAUGGCAGAACCAAUGCUGAUUUCUUCACCAUUCCAUCCAUCAUCAUGGGAAAAGGAAACAAAUGCAAUGACUAGUCUCUUGGACAUUGUACCCACUGUGCUAGAUUGGUAUGGUCUGCACUAUCCCACCUAUACACUAGAGGGCACCACUGUCAAACUGACUGGUCAGUCUCUUCUGCCACUUCUCAGUGACAGUAGGUUGUCCUAUGAUGAAGUUCAUACAGCAGUGUUUGCCAGCCAUAAUCUGCAUGAAGUCACCAUGUUCUACCCGAUGAGGGUUGUACGAACCCUGCAGUUCAAGCUCAUUCACAACCUUCAUUUCAAGAUGCCUUUUCCAAUUGACCAGGAUUUCUUUGUUUCACCAACAUAGGAUAUAUUAAACCGAACAGUAAACAAGCAACAGCUUCCCUGGUAUAAGACGCUUCAGCAAUACUAUUAUCGCCAACAGUGGGAACUGUAUGACCUGGCACAAGAUCCAAAGGAAGUUACUAACUUAGCAUAUGAUGAGAAGUAUGCUGCAAUAUUUGCAUCAUUAAAACAGAGGCUUCUGUCCUGGCAGAACUUAACAUCAGAUCCAUGGAUUUGUGCUCCAGAGGCAGUGCUAGAAUAUCAGGGUCUGUAUAAAGAGCACCCUCAGUGCCUUCCCUUGUACAACAACCUGGACUUACACCUUGCAGAUUUGGCUUCUAAGGAUCAGUGGGAGCCAGAAGUCAAAGACCAAUGGAAGAAUAUUUGAUGGUUUUACUGAGUGAGAUGAUAACAUUAACAGAUUAUGGGGCUUUAAAAUGCAUAAGACAAUGAAUUUAUCAAAAAUGGUUUUGUUAUAAAUGGAGUCAUUGUUCAGGGUAUUAGGGAAAGAUUGACGCUGAAGAUAAAACUUAUUUUGAUAGCUUCAGACAUUCUAAGGAUAUAUGUCAUUAGAGACUCAAACUACUAUUGUCUUUCAGUGGCAUAGGAACUAGGAAGGGGGGCAGCUGCCCCCUCCAAAAAGACAAUGAGGAGGCAAUAAUGUGAAUGUAGUUCGCUGUUAGCAUAGAGUUUGCCCCACCAUCCACCCCCAAGGCUGAGCAUCUUCUUACGCCACUGUCUGUAGCUGGCUGCCUUGUGCCAAAUGCAUGACUAACAUAUCAGUGUAAAACACUUGCGAUUAUAAGUAUGAACUAAAUCACAUUAUAAUCUUGCUACUCAUCUUGUUAAAUGCUGCACAUUCAUAGGAACAGACAUUUAUGUCUGUGUGAGAAUGACUGCAUUGCAUGCACAUGCCCUCAUACUGGUAUAAACACAAGCUUGCACAUGCACAAACAUACAAACAAUUUUAGAAAAGUAUUAACUUCAUUAGUCCUUCAAACACUUUUUGCAGUUAAUACAAUGUAAAUUUACAUGUUUUUUAUUGAUCAUAAUAGCAAUUUCUUGUCAGCAUCCUGUCACUCUCCUUCCUUACACAGUUUAUAAAUUACCAAAGAUUCUAUAUAAUGUAUAAUUUUUCUAAUUAAAAUACACUUAAAAUUU
Molecule: messenger RNA, 2997 nt
Organism: Pomacea canaliculata
Lineage: Eukaryota; Metazoa; Mollusca; Gastropoda; Architaenioglossa; Ampullariidae
Product: N-sulphoglucosamine sulphohydrolase-like
Biological process (GO): heparan sulfate proteoglycan catabolic process; glycosaminoglycan catabolic process
Molecular function (GO): N-sulfoglucosamine sulfohydrolase activity
Source: RefSeq, a predicted model, not a curated record